UGGGAGGAUAGUGAUUUGACACAGAUGGACCCAGCGCCUCUUAAGAGCGCUCGGUGAGAGUAUGGCCGUCACUGGUUGUUAUAAUGGGGAUAGAAAUGAUGACGAUGAGGAUGAUGAUGAUGAUGAUGAUGAUUUGCCAGAAGUCAAACUUUAAAAUAUUUAUUUGAACGAACAAUUACAACGGACAGAAACCUGGUGUCUUACCGGCUUUUGACGCGCUUCUUGUUGGACAUCUUUUUGGGAUUUGCUCUCCAUUUGCUGACAUUUUUCUGACUAUUUAUUUCAGGGUCAUCUGCCCUCCGAUCGUUUUUAUUGCUCCCUACUGUGUAUGGAAAGUGCUCCUGGAUGGACCUGGGCGAAAACAGCUGGUCCAUGGUUAAGCGAGAAGUAUCCAGCAGCCCAGGGUCACCGGCUGAGCAGACCUACCUCCCCGGUGACAGCAGGAGAGACGGGCCCACACCUCCGAGCGAGCUAGACGCGCUGGGCCACCGGCGCGCGGACGGUAGAUCGCUUCACUCCUAUCUUCACUUCGGACACCACAGCAACACACUGACCACCGCUGAGGACCUUCCGCUCUUUACAGACUUGGACCAGGGGAGUAAACUCGUCCUCUCCGCCGGAGCGCACAAGGCGAGCCUGCUGGUGGACCCCUCCGACAUGUACCAAACUCUGGCCAUCGCUGCAGCGCAGAGCCAGAGCGGAUAUGAUUCCUCCUCCGCUGGUUAUAUGCACUCCAACCCAAACUCUCCCGUGUACGUCCCCAGCUCCCGGGUAAACGCCAUGAUCCCCAGCCUCCCAUACCUGCAGGCCAGCGGCUCGGCUCAACCGGGCCACGCGGUCUCCAGUCACUCUGUCUGGUCGCAGUCCAACCCGGAGAGCCCCUCAUACAGCACCGGGAGCCCUCACACCUCCAGCCGCUUUCACUACCCUCCAAGUCCGCCCAUGAAUAACGGGACACCCAGAGACACCAGCUACAGUAACACGCUGAACGUGAGCAGCAGGGACCAGUACGGCCUCUCCCGCACCCUCAGUGGGACCUACGCAAGCCCUUACUCCCCUUAUGUCGCCCCCCAGCUGCCCUCACCUUGGACAGGGGGCCCUUUUGAUAACACCAUGCUGCACACCUUGCAGAGUAGAAGCGCGCCCUUGAUUAGAGGACCUAACGGAGUUUCAGACAUCCUCGACGACAUGGCGGAGAGCAGGGAGUGUGUGAACUGCGGCUCCAUCUCCACGCCGCUGUGGAGGCGCGACGGAACGGGCCACUUUCUCUGCAACGCCUGCGGCCUGUACAGCAAAAUGAACGGGCUGAGCCGACCGUUAAUUAAACCUCAGAAACGGACGUCAACAUCCAGAAGGAUCGGCCUCUCCUGCGCCAACUGCCAGACCAGCACAACCACCUUAUGGCGCAGAAACGCGGAGGGAGAGCCGGUGUGUAACGCCUGUGGCCUCUACACGAAACUGCACGGGGUACCUCGACCGCUUGCCAUGAAGAAAGAGGGAAUCCAGACAAGAAAGAGAAAACCAAAAACUUUGAAUAAAAGCAAAGGAUCCUCUGGCAACAAUUCAGUGUCAAUGACUCCCACAUCCACCUCUUCAUCCAACUCAGAAGACUGCUCCAAAACCAGCUCCCCCUCUGCACAGGUGUCAGGGGUCAGCUCAUCUGUGCUUUCCAGCUCGGGGGAGGGAACGAGCUCGGGCUCGGCGGUGAAGUACCCGGGACAGGACAGCCUGUACACCAGCGUGGGUUUGACCCAACCGUCAGAUGUAGCUUCAGUCAGGGGUGAACCCUGGUGCCCCAUGGCCUUGGCUUGAACACCCAAGCCUUUUGUUGUUUUUUUUUUUUUUUUCAUUUUGCUUUCCUGGGUGGACAGAAAUCCCUGCUCUCUCCCUUCUCUCUGGAUGCUGGAUAGUGUGGAUUUAUCUGUGGACAAUAUUUCUUUUCUCCCCCAUCAGCUGGUGCAAGAAGUGAUGGACAAGAGAGAAAGAGCAGCACAAAUGUGGAAUAUCUGGGAUUGGACUCCAGAUUGCUGCUGGCUGUCUUGUGAUGGAAACACAGAUGAUCACCCAGGUGGUCUGUUGUGGAUGGUUUCUGGACCCGUUCAUCCAAACAACCUGAUCUGGGUUUUUUUCCCAAAAAGCCACCGCUCCGUAAAGGAUUUUCUUCUCCGAAGAAGCUGUUGAUUUUACACGAGUGCUCCACCAAGAACUGAGGACAUUUAGAAUUUUCCUUUUCCACAACUGGAAUCAUGCCACAAGACAUCUUUGUUGAAUGAAAAAUAAAAAUAUAUUUAUAAAUCUUCCAUUGUUGAGAACAUGGCUAUGAUUGUUAAUAAAUAAAUGGAUUUAGUGUAGAAGUUGAACCAAUCAACUUUUUUCUUGCUAUUUUUUAAGUGUUUGUCAGUAAAGUGGUGGAAAAUCUGCACGUUUUCCAUGGAAGGCUCUUACUGCAUUUGACUGAAACAAGUUUGGUUUAAACAGGGUUAUAAAUACACUGCAAAAACAGAUAUUCAAGAAAGAAAAUAGUCUUGUUUUAAGACAUUUUAUCUUAUUUUAGUUUAUGAAAGAAAAAAAUCCAAUUAUCUGGAACAAAAUACAGCUAUACUUGAAAUAAGGUAAAGAUUCUUAAAUAUGAUCCAAACGUUCUUGUUUUGAAUUUAAAAAAAUCUGCCAGUGGCAUGAGCAAAAGUUGCUAGAAGAAAUCUAACUUUAGAUUCUUUUGUUAUUUUUAACAAUUUUAGUCAAGCAACUUUUGCUUCCCUUAUGGAAGAUUUUUUGUUCAAAAUAAAAAAAUUGGAUCACAUUUAAGAAUAUUUACCUUAUUUUUGCAAAUAAGAACACUAUUUCCUUUUAGACUACAAAUAAGAUAGACUGUCUAAACAAGGCUUUUUUAUUUUCUCGAAAAUCGUUUUUGCAGUGUAUCAAAGUGUUUUUUAUACAAAAAAAUCUAAUAAUUUCAAAAUUUUGAUUCCUUCAGACUCAUUUUUAUAAGACACUGUCAGCUGUGGGUAUCAGUGAGGUACUUUUCUCCAGAAUGAUGCUUAUUUGAUCAAAGCUCAAACCGAUGUUUCUGGUUUAAAACACAUAAACUGCACUACCUGAGUCACUAAACCUUUGCAAUAUCGUGCUACUUUGACAACUGUGAUUAAUUGCUGUAAUGAUUUAACGGUGACCUAAUGUGUUUUUUAAUGCAAACUAACUGGGAUCAAAAUUUCUCAUUCGAAGAGGCGGCUUGAGAUGUAUUUUGAUUUUUGUCAAAAUUUGUAAGAAUUAAUUUCAUUCAACUGCAAGGAGACUGAAACCUAAGGGUGGUUUUCUUUUUGUAUCCCCAAGAAUUGAAACGUUGACUUUACAUAACCAAUUUAUGUCAACUGGUUCCACUAGUCGCUUAAAUGUAAAGAGUAAAAUAUGUUUACCUUAAACAUAACAUUGUAUUUUACUCUUUACAUCUAAGUAACUAGAUUUGGUGGAACCAGUUAACUUAACUUGGUUCAGUAAAGUCAACAGUUUCAUUUUUCGAGUGUAUCUUGCUUAUUCCUUGCAGAGCAUGUCAUUCACUUUUCCUGUUUUAUUUAUUUCUUGAAAUAUACUUUCUCCUUUUUGUUUCUUGAACAUAUGAAAAAAAUCUAUUUAAAUUCAGUCCAAUAAAUUGUUCUGUUGAAACAAA
Nothobranchius furzeri (turquoise killifish) is the source of this 3664-nucleotide messenger RNA. Lineage: Eukaryota; Metazoa; Chordata; Actinopteri; Cyprinodontiformes; Nothobranchiidae. The record is from RefSeq and is a predicted model, not a curated record.